AUGGCAGAGUCGAUGGAUAUUACGAUUAGUGAUAUUGGUAGCUGGAUUGCGUCUGGUGCUAUGAUAUUUGGUGGAAUAGUUCCUUAUAUUCCACAAUACAGAGAAAUAAAAAAAAAGGAAGAUGCUGAUGGAUUUUCUCUUUAUGUUUGUCUGGCGCUUUUAAUCGCUAACACUCUGAGGAUAUUAUUUUGGUUCGGAAAACGUUUUGAAUUACCUCUUCUCUUCCAAAGUAUUUUAAUGAACAUAACAAUGUUAUUCAUGAUAAAAUUAUGCGUGAAUAUCAAUACCAAAAAUCAGAUAAUCAAACUAAAGGAUCGAGUAUUCACAGAUUUGGACAUUAAAUACUUUUGGAAAUGGACAGACUUCCAGUCCUAUUUGGAUUUUGUCUUGCUAGUCGGAGUUAUUGGAGGAGUUGCCAUGUAUAUAUUUGUCGAUUACCCGAUAUUCGUUGAAACAGUCGGCCUAUUAGCAGUUUUAACUGAAGCGAUGCUUGGGGUUCCUCAGUUUUUGCGUAAUCUUGAUAACAAAUCCACUGAAGGAAUGAGUAUCUGCGGGGCUCUACAAAUAAUUGUUGACUUAGGAAUUUUAUUACAAGUGUACAUUUAUAGAAAUAAAACUCCUGUAAGACCGGUGCUACGAACAGACUGA
Cotesia congregata is the source of this 648-nucleotide messenger RNA. NCBI's taxonomy places the organism in Eukaryota, Metazoa, Arthropoda, Insecta, Hymenoptera, Braconidae. The record is from the annotation of a GenBank genome assembly.